AUGGACAAGUCGACUGUUCUGCUUUUAUCAAAACUUCACACAGAAUCAGGAAAUUAUGGAACGGCCCUCAGAUUAAAGUCAUACAUAGAAACGGCCGGAUUCAUCUGCCUCCUCAAAGACCCCAAACUGCUACAUGUAAAUGAUUUCCCAGAAUUUGUCCAAGACCACAAUGUUGAGACCAUUUUCGCACUGCAUGCCUAUCAUUCUGGCAAAAUACUUACAGAUCUUCCGCCAAAUUUUUGCUAUGUCGUCAUUCUUGGAGGAACAGAUAUUAAUGAAUUGUGUCAUGACAGUGAGAAGAUGAAAACCAUGACGAAAGUGAUAAAAAAUGCCAGAUUUAUUGUUGGAUUCAGUAAAACUAUGAUCGACACAGCCAAAAGACUUUGGGAUUUUAUCAACCCAAAUUGUUUUUUGGAAAUACCUCAAGCCGUUGCUACAGUACCUUCUGACUUCUCUUUGUCAUCCUACUUAGAAACCAAUUGUCACCUCCUUUCACCUGCUGAUUCAUUAGACGUUUUUUUGCUGGUCAGCGGCAUCCGGCCAGUCAAAGACCCUUUGUUUCUUGUGGAGGCAUUUGCUGAUUGGCAUUGCAACCAUCCGACAUCCUUAUUUGUCAUUUUGGGACCUUGCUUGGAUGAAGCUUAUUGCCAGGAAUUUCUAAAAAAAAUAAAAAAUUUAGAUGGUGUUGUCUACAUCCCUGGCCUGAAAGCAAUGGACACACAAGCCUGCAUCAAAACAAGCUUUGCCUUGGUCAACUCCUCCCUUAGUGAAGGAAUGUCAGCAACCAUAUUAGAGGCCAUGCAACUGUGCGUUCCAGUGAUAGCUCGUGAUGUUCAAGGGAACUCCAAUCUUAUCAAAGACAACAGAACUGGGCUUCUUUACAAAACUCCUCAGGAAUUUAUUAGGAAAGCUGAAAUGCUGUUGGGUGAUAAACGUUUCCGUUCAGAUUUAAUAUCACGGGCCCAAGCAGAUGUUUUUGCACAUCACAAUGUCAAGCAGGAAGAGCAAGCUUAUAUUCAGCUUCUGAAUACGCUACAUUACAGACCCCCAUCCAGUUUGAUUACGAUGGAUGCAGAAAAAAGAAAAGAGUAA
Molecule: messenger RNA, 1092 nt
Organism: Acanthosepion pharaonis
Lineage: Eukaryota; Metazoa; Mollusca; Cephalopoda; Sepiida; Sepiidae
Source: the annotation of a GenBank genome assembly